Messenger RNA from Dichomitus squalens LYAD-421 SS1, 1989 nucleotides. RefSeq lists its product as uncharacterized. The transcript is spliced from 9 exons. Lineage: Eukaryota; Fungi; Basidiomycota; Agaricomycetes; Polyporales; Polyporaceae. The record is from RefSeq and is a predicted model, not a curated record. The coding region runs from base 1 to 1989 and encodes 662 amino acids. Gene Ontology annotation, molecular function: protein binding.
AUGCCUCUCGACAUCUUGGUUGAGGUGUUCUCAUUCAUGCAUCCUGGCGACCUCCUCAACCUCGCCAGAACCACGAAGGACUUCCGCGCCUUCCUCAUGAGCCGCACGUCUGCCCCCUUCUGGAAGUCGGCCAGGCAGACCGUCGAGGGGCUUCCGGAUUGUCCGCCCUAUCUGAGUGAACCCGCGUAUGCAAACCUCAUGUUCUUCGCUCUCUGCCAUCAUUGUCUCAAAUCCAACAUCCAGAAUGCCCUCUUCGAACUCUCAGUGCGCUAUUGUCGUGACUGCCAGCGCUAUUUACUUAUCGAUGUUCAAGAGACUGACUACCGAAUGGACGAGGUGGUGAUAAAAAUGGGCUUUGAAGAGCCGUAUCUGACUUCCGUGAUCCUCUCGAGAGACUCUGUGGACCGGCUGUUUUACCAUCGGCCGGAGUACGAGAAUUUCCGGAACUUCUGCUUCCUCGUCCAGGACGAGGCGGAGCUAGUGCGCAGCAUCAAAGACAGGAUCGCCUCUGUUCAAGUGAUCAGUGAGUCGUGCGAAGCAUUGUAUGCUUGGAAGGAGGCGCAAGUGCAGAACAGAGCCCAAGAGCUCGACAGGCUUCGCGAAGAACGCUUCACUACAAUCAUUGACUUUCUCCGUAAAGAUGGAUGGGGCGACGAACUCGAUCGCAUGGAACCGGAAGACCUAUACGAGCUCGCUGAGAAGCCAUAUGCGCGCAAGCCUCAGAAGCUGACACGACGCGGUGAGUCCCUCGUACCCUCGCAUACUCAUGCUGGGGGUGGUGACGGCGAGGUACUGAAGAAGGACUCAGGAUGGGCGAGUAUUUGCGAAGACGCUCAUGCAUUCAUGGAAGAUGUGCAAUCUCAGCGCCUGAAAAUGGAACGACGUGCCCUCCUGCACGACCGUCUCGUCGUUUUCGUCGGUCUGCUCGAUGUUGUGGAAGGUCAAAAGAAGCGACCCUAUUUGGCGGACCCUGAAGACUUGGGCAACUCGGAAUACGACAAGGACGACAAGAGAUCUCCAGAAGAUGACCUACAGCCCCGGAUCGCCGAUUACGCAAUGAUGCCUUCACUGCGAGAAGUGCUAGACGACCCAGGCGAUCAUCCAGUGACCGAAGAUCAUCUAUGGCAGCUGAGGGAUCAUCAAGCCGCCCUCAUUGUACAAUGGAAGCAGACUCUCCAGAACAGGCUCGUCGAGAAGCUCCGAGCUGCUAUCGCCUUACCCGAUGAUAUCGACGAUCCUCUGAGUCUGGCUAUCGCGUCGUUCUCCUGCCUGGCGUGCCAUAGAUCCGUCCCCCUACGCUACCCUGAACUCCUGGCCCAUCGAUGUUUGCGACGCCUGCCUAUCCACAUGGGCACCGCUGACCUCUAUACGAUGACGAUGAAUUUGCGGAAAGUCGUUCCCCAGUUUAGUUCUCCAGUUACACUCGAUUACGUGCACGUCGACCGUCAAGUGGUCGAACGGCUCACCGCAGUCAUCGACACUCUGGGUCUGGAUCCUCUACAUGCGACGCAGCACGACUUGGAACGCUGUGAAGGAAGGAUGUACUGCGCAUAUGGCAAGUGCCAGACUGAGACCGGCGACCUACUCCAACUGAGGGGAUGUAACUGGUUGAGUGCGCUUCUGCACAUGGAGGAAGUUCACAAUGAGACCAGUGCCUGCGGGUUCAGAUUACUGGACGAACAUGAGGCUGUACAGGUUGCGCGUCUGGAGGAGACUGUCAAAAGCCACCUUGACAGUAUCGCUGGCGAUCGUACUUUUCUGCGGAGAGCCUGUCGUUUCUGCCCAAAGCGUUUCCUGAGUCGGACCUCCCUGGUUAAUCAUCUUGAGAGCCAGCAUAGCGUCGACAUCGAAGAUGAUUUAGACGGAUACUUCUACAUCCCUCUUGACGAGAGGACGCAGAGACUGCCCAAGAUAUACGUCUGUUACGACCUUCCCGACCGCCGCUAUCGCGACGUGGGGCUUCCGAAGGGUUGGCGAGACCUCCUAUAA